Molecule: messenger RNA, 1008 nt
Organism: Entamoeba dispar SAW760
Lineage: Eukaryota; Evosea; Mastigamoebida; Endamoebidae
Exons: 1
Coding region: 1-1008 (335 amino acids)
Biological process (GO): transcription open complex formation at RNA polymerase II promoter
Cellular component (GO): transcription factor TFIIE complex
Source: RefSeq, a predicted model, not a curated record
AUGUCCACUGAUACGAGAAAACCACAAUUUAAUCUUGUAGAAAAAAUUUUACAAACGGCAGUUGGACUGAUAUUAGACUCAUCUUCAUUACUUGUCUUAAUUCAAUUACAAAGCUGCCAGUCAUACCAAACAGAUAAAAGUAUAAGUGAAGCAAUUGGGAUGCCAGUAAAUAAAGUUUCUAAUUGUUUAAAACAAUUACAGGAACAAAAAUUUAUUGGUGAGCUUCAAUUUUCUGAAAUGAAUGGAGACCGAAGAAAAAAUUCAACGGCGUAUAUUAUUAAAUAUCAAGAAACUAUUGAAAACAUUGUAUUUAAAUAUUGUAAAAUUGUUAAUAGUUAUAAUGACUCACAUAUGGUAGAGGAUGCUGUAUACAUGUGUCCACGAGACGAAUAUAAGUAUUCAUAUAUCGAUGCGAUGGAUUAUUAUGAUACAACUACUCACCGAAUGUUUUGUCCUAAUUGUGAUACUCCUUUAGUAUUAGUGGAGGAUGAUCAUAGCCAUGAUAGAAUUCAAAAGUUAAGUGAUGUCAAAUCACAAUUAAAACCAUUAAGAGAUUUAUUAGAACAAUUGAGUAUUGAAUAUAGAAGUGUUGGUGACUAUCCAUCCUAUUCAUUACCACCUAAUACGGCAAAUAAUGGGAAAGAAAGUGGUAAGAAAAAUGGUAAAAGAAGAGAAAGGAUGUAUGAAAGUGGUAUACUGAGUCGAAGAAAGAUUAAAGUUUCCAGUGGGCUUAUGCCAUGGGAAUAUGAUGAUGAAGAGGAAAAGAAAGACGAGGUUAGUCAAGUGAUGGAAAGUGGUGAAGAAGAUCUUGAUAUCUAUUCAGGGAUUAAAUAUUCUCAAUAUCGCUUCUUAACACCAGAUAAAGCAUUCCAUCAAAAAGAAAGCCAAGUUGUCUUUGACUCACAAAGUACAUCACCUGUUUUCCCAGCAGUAGUUAAAGCCAAACCACGAAAUGGAAGCAGAAAAACUAUUAUUCGAUCAGUAUCUGCAACCCCUCAAAUGUUAUAA